Nezara viridula (southern green stink bug) is the source of this 3542-nucleotide messenger RNA. The record is from the annotation of a GenBank genome assembly. NCBI's taxonomy places the organism in Eukaryota, Metazoa, Arthropoda, Insecta, Hemiptera, Pentatomidae.
GUCAGUUAUGGAGGAAUUCACGAAGAGCUUGCCUCGCUUAACUAAAACUAAAGGCACCAAAGCUUACACUUUCCGUAAUUACGUAGCUUUAACAGUUAUUGGUUUUGGAUUAAUCUCAGGUUUCAGUUUAUAUUUAUUGAAAAGCUUGGAUCCAAAAAAACUGGAAUUGCUCGAUGAAAAAGAACAUGAAUUAAAGAGGACAAAAUUGACUUUGCCUUUUUAUCUGGCCCCCAGAAGUUGAUAUGAAUUCAGCCUCUUUCAAUGAUAAGCAGUCUGAACUCUUAAGUACUCAUAUAGAUGCCUCUGUAGGUCAGAACUUCAUUGAAGGAGUACAAAUUAUUAAUAGUACAGAUGCAAAAUCUCCUACGAUAUCAUCAAGUUUUGAUAAACCUGGAAAAUUUAGUAAUGAAACAAAAAAAGAAAGCAUAGCUGAAACUGAUGAUAGCUUUGAUAUAUUUCUUCCGUUAAAAGUUAAAAAUUACAAAAAUGGCUUAAAGAAGCCGAAUACUGCUACAUCCGCGAACAAGCUUAAAAAGAAAAAAAUAACAUCUUCAAACAGAAUCUGCCCUUAUUUUUCUAAAAGGAAGUCGCCUACAAGCUCCAAAGAGGAUAAAGAUCUAGAAUUAGCAAUAGCACGCUCUUUAGAAGACGUGUCUCCCAGCAAGACUACAGGAGGAGUUUUAAGUGAUAUUGUAAAUGAAAAUAAACCUUGUGAUACAGUAUAUGAAAAAAAAGCAGUCAAACAGACUUCCAACUUCUUGAAAAGUUUAACAAGUAAAACAAAAAAACCUAGUACUAAUACCUUGCUUUAUCGUCGAACGGGUGAAGAAAGACAGGAAAUCAUAAUUAAAAAAAUUGGAAUUCUAUUGUUAGAAAAAGAAAAUUUUCAUGAUCAGAGCUUGGAGAAACUUGAAAUCAACUUCAUAUCAUCAAAUUUAGAAGGAGCGUGGAAUAAGAAUUCUACUCUUUGGGAACUUUCUAAAAUAGAAGUGAACGACCUUGAUGAGUUUUACGUAUCAACAUUAGAAAAAUUUUUCGAUCGGCCUCUAGUUGCUAUUGAACAACCUGUACCUACUAUGUCUGAACAUAUUGAGGAAAAUGGUAACGCUGAAGAAUCUUCAGAUGGUAUGAAUAUUAAGAUUGAAGAGGAAAGUAACCAACCAAAAGACAGUUUCGAAACAAAAUUUAAUGAAAUCAAAGAAGAAAACAACUCUAAAUGUAGCAGCAUUUUUGAUUUUGAUUUUAACAAACAUAACUUCUCUGUCAAAAACAAAUACUUGACUGAUUCUCUAAAUGUUUUAUCUGAUGACUUAUUUUCAUUUUUCAAUUCUAAUGAACUUAGCGAUUUCAGUAUUAUAUUAAAAACGGGCGAAUCUUUACCUUGUCACCAAUUUAUGUUACAAGCACGUUGCCCACAUCUUUUAUCAAAUAUUUUGAUAUCAGAAGCGUCUAACUCUUUAGAUUUUACCGAAUAUUCCUCUGAAGGAACAAGAGCUUUUUUUAAAUUUCUUUAUUCGGGAAAAAUUGAUUUCAUUUAUGAUUUAUCCAAUGAAGAUAAAUCCGAUUUGUAUGUUUUAGCUAAAAAGUAUAAAUUGGAAUUUUUGGAAAACUUCUUAUUGAAAUCAUUUAGUGUUGAUUCUUUUCACGUUUAUAGCCAGUCUACGUGUAGCCCUCCUGACAGUCCAACAAGGGAAGCUCCUGACUCAAGUCUCGGCCCUAAAGAGAAUAUCUCAAAUAAGCAUUCAAAGUUUUCUUCACUGGCUCACGAAUCGUUUGAAAAAGAUAAAGAGAAAUUUUCUACUUCAAAGGAACAACAAGGCAAGGUAUUAUCUUUCACAAAUUUAACAGAAACAAUAAAUAAUUUUGCCUCUACUUCAGGUUUCAAUUCCAAUCAACCAGUUACUUCAGUUGUAGAUCAGAGUUUAUAUGAUAUAUUCAAAGAUGAAAUAAAAUCGCCCUGUAACAGUUCUUUACUUUCUCAGAGCUUUCAAUCAAAGCGGAAAUUAGACUAUACCGAUGUUUUAAAAGAAACUAAAAAGGUCUGUUCUGAAAACAUCCCGAUUAAACUGGAAGAUAGUCCAGAUAUAGUAAUGAUUGAUUCAGAUUCAAAUGAAGGAUGCCUAAGUGUACCUACAAAUAGUUCCCAAAAUACUACAGUUUCCCAAAAUAAUGGUCUCGAAGUUGAUAAUAAACAGUCUAUGAAUGAAGACUUAUUCUUAAGCCCUAGAGAUAGUUUAGAUUUUAAUAUGUCAGGUUAUUUCGACAGAUCCAUGCAAGAAGCUCAUGUUGAACCAAAGGAAACACAUCCUUUAACAAUGGCCCAUUAUUCCAAGAUGGCAUCUACUCCUACAAAAUCAUCACCGCACUUUAUUAAAGCAUUUCCUCCGAAUAAAGAUAGAUCUAUCGACAAAUAUUUUGAAGCAAGCUUUCCUGAAAUUAAUGAUACUAAAGUUAUUGAAAACUUUUCCCAACAAAUGACUUUAUCUACACCACCAGUGAACAAAAAGGCUUUAUCUACCCCACCGCUGAACAAAAUGGCGUUAUCUACCCCACCGCUGAACGAAAAUCUCUCUUUGAAGAAGCCAUUGACUCCUUUGCAAGAGAUUAUCUUCGGUGAGGCCACUCCUAAACCUGAUUAUGACGCCAUGAUUUCUCCUGAGUUAAAGGAUGAACUAAAGAAAUACGGCAUCAAACCAAAUUUAGAUUCUAUAAAAGCUCGACCUCUUCUGCGAUAUAUCUACGAACAGAUACAUCCUAUUAGAGCUGAACUGCCGAAGUAUGCCAAGGAACCUCACGCAUCCACUUCAAAGACAAAAUCUUCGACUCGAGUAAUUGCCAUUGAUGAUGAUUCAUCUGAUGAAAGGAAAAAGAUAGAAAAUGAUUUUGCGUACGAAGAAAAAUUGUUUAAUCAGAGUAAAGUGAGUGAUGUUUUGUCUACAAAAGAAGUUGAUGCAUGUGAUAGUGAAAAUGAUCUGAAAAAAACUAUAGCCGAUUUUAUAAAAAGUAAUAAUGAAUUGUUCUCUAAUGUGGUGCUGUUCAGACCUUUAUUAUUUAAGAAAUUCUAUAAAACUGUUAAAGAACAUGGUAUCAAAUGCUCUAUCCAUGAGCUGCUGGAUGUUUUGGACGAUCUGUGCGUGAAUUACCAUGUAGAAAAAAAAGACAACAAUAGGCAGAAAAGAAAACCGAAAAAGCAGCCAGUGAAAAGAAAACAACAGAAAAAAUCUUAACAUUUCUAAGAUAAAAUAUAAUGUUUUAUCUUUUCUCACAAUCAGCAAAGCAAUAUUGUUAUUUGUAUUUUGAAAUAAUUUUCUCUGCAUAUAAAUUCUUUAAACCUUUUUGAAUCCUUAUCUGCAGGGUCAUUAAGUUUUUAAAAAUUCUUGCUGACAAAUUUUUAGUACAAAAUGUAUUUUAAAAUAAUUUAUUUGGCUAUUAGUUGAUUAGUAAACAUAAUAUUCAAAGUGAUUAAACUUUUAAUAUUUGAUGUGUAAAUAUUAUUGCAGAUAUAUUUUAUAUAUUUUUAUCUCAAUACAUUUUAUUUUUAU